Molecule: messenger RNA, 213 nt
Organism: Arabis nemorensis
Lineage: Eukaryota; Viridiplantae; Streptophyta; Magnoliopsida; Brassicales; Brassicaceae
Source: the annotation of a GenBank genome assembly
AUGGGAGGAGCAGAUUGGGGGCCGGUGGCGGUUGCGGUUGCGCUGUUCGUAGUAUUAUCGCCGGGGCUUCUCUUUCAGCUGCCGGCGAGGAGGAGAGUGUUGGAGUGCGGCAACAUGACCACAAGCGGCAUCUCAAUAUUGGUUCAUGCCAUUCUCUUCUUCGCUAUUAUCACCAUUUUGGUCAUCGCCAUUCAAAUUCACAUUCACAUCUAG